Messenger RNA from Bombyx mori (domestic silkworm), 1927 nucleotides. It is a transcript of the gene mRpL40, whose product is annotated as large ribosomal subunit protein mL40. The record is from RefSeq and is a predicted model, not a curated record. Gene Ontology annotation, cellular component: mitochondrial large ribosomal subunit; mitochondrial ribosome. Bases 177 to 779 code for a protein of 200 amino acids. The transcript is spliced from 5 exons. NCBI's taxonomy places the organism in Eukaryota, Metazoa, Arthropoda, Insecta, Lepidoptera, Bombycidae.
UGGAUAGGUUGGGCUGGAUGGGCCACGUUUCCUUUGUCUUUGUCAGUCAGAUGAAUGAUAAGCAUCUGGUUGAAGCUGUCAAGAAACUUAAGUUUACGGUGGCUUUUUAAUUUUUCAAGAAUAUUAAAAUAUCAAAGAAAGUCAGUCUCGGAAUAAUCAUUUAAUUUAAAUUUAAAAUGUCUAUUCUAAGACAAUUUUCUAGAUUAUCAAUAUGUCCCACAGUAAAAUUUCAGUUAAAUCGAAAUAUAUCGACGACAAGUGCCUUAACGUUCAAGAUCACUGAACAGCUAUGGGCUGAACCAAUGAAGAAAAAAAAGAAAAUAGAUCCUGCUAUUGUUAAAGCCCGUGAAGAGCGCCGUCGUAAGAAAAUUGAGAAACAAAUUCGAAGGCUUGAGAAGAAUGCUAGACAGUUGAAACCUAUUGAUGAGUUGGAGGUUCCACUUCACUUGAUGGAUUCACUCAAAAAAUAUAAACGGCCUCCUGUUCAGUUGUCGGUCGAAGAAAUCGAAGCCCGCGAGCUACUCCAAAAGGAAUGGGCUCGUUACAAACGUGAUGAAUAUAUGAACAACAUUGCACAAGUCGACAGGAUCAUGGCAGCCCAGAGACGCGCUCUGGACAGGCUGUACGAGGAAUCAGAGGAUCUGUACAAUGAAGCUAUUAUGCCCGACUUGCAACUACUGCCUUAUACCAUAAGCGGUCCGGUAGCGACGCCGCCCAUCAAGGACUACGAAUCGCCCGACGGAGAAUACAUUGACGUGUCGAAGAAAUGGGAUAAUUAGUGAAUUCAUUUAUCUGUGCUGAUUAACAAAUAACAGCCAGUAUGUUAGUUCGAGUAUCGCAAACACAAUUUACAAUAGAACUGUAUGCUUAGUGCGAGUUUUGUAACGUUCUCUAUAGCGUAAAGAUAACUCAAAAUUGUAUGCAGUUGGAACAGCGCCCCUAGCGGCAAACGUACGCAAACGUUCCAACCCCAUACAAACUUGAGUUAACUUUCUCGCUAUCGAGAACGUUACAAAACUCGUACUAAGCACAUAUGACGCCAUCUUGAAAUUUGUUCAGUGUGCUACAUUUGCGUGCACAAGUUCACAAGUUUCACUGGUGGUAGGACCUUAUGUGAGUCCGCACGGGUAGGUACCACCACCCCGCCUAUUUCCGCCGUGAAGCAGUAAUGCGUUUCGGUUCGAAGGGUGGGGUAGCCGUUGUAACUAUACUGAGACCUUAGAACUUGUAUCUCGAGGUGGGUGGCGCAUUUACGUUGUAGAUGUCUAUGGGCUCCAGUAACCACUUAACACCAGGUGGGCUGUGAGCUCGUCCAUCCAUCUAAGCAAUAAAAAAUAAAAAAAAAAUAAAAAAAUAUCGUCUUUUCGCAUUAAAAGUGUACAAUUUCCAAAAACAUUCGAAACUGAGUUAAUAUGCGGUAUCAUUUGGUAUAUAUCACCAGUGUUUUUCUCACAAAUACUGUCAAAAGAGCGUAGUUUAGUUUUAGUUUUUUUUUUUUAGCUUACCUAUGUUUCGACUACUAAUAACAAAAUUAAUAAAUAAUUUUAUCUUACUUUAAAAGACCGAUAAUUUGACUGGUAAAAAAUAAGAAAUAAAUGUUGCAAAGAUGAUUAAUAGCAAAAAUAUCACAUGUUAAACCUUUAAAACACUCUCCUGUAAAAUUCGUAAGUUUUGAGAUUAUACAGUUUUAAUGCGAGAAGACGAUAUAAGUUAACUUUUACGCGAUCGAGAAGUUAAAAACUCGCGCUGAGCACACUGCAGUGAUUGUCGAACGUAAUAUAACUCUUAAAUUUACACAAAUGUUGUAUUUAUUUAGGCAAGAGAAAGCUUGUAAUUCGAAAUAAGACAUGCACUUCUGUUUUAUUUGUUUAUACUUAAAUAUGUUUUUAUGUGAAAUUGUUGAUUUGAAUAAAAUGUACAGUUCUUA